Molecule: messenger RNA, 1170 nt
Organism: Penicillium maclennaniae
Lineage: Eukaryota; Fungi; Ascomycota; Eurotiomycetes; Eurotiales; Aspergillaceae
Exons: 4
Coding region: 1-1170 (389 amino acids)
Cellular component (GO): Golgi apparatus
Source: RefSeq, a predicted model, not a curated record
AUGCGAGACACGGUGUCCUCGGUGAUCGCGCGCACUACCUUUGAUAACGAUCCCAAUGCCAAACCCCCACUGCCUCAAUCAGGCCGAUACAUUGAACUCGACGACUUUUCGCGUCCUGAAUCACCCGUUCUAGAUGCAACCUUGAAUGAGAACUUGCGCGCGGCGGCUGGACAGCGCAGGUCGAGGGUGUAUUUUCCGAAUACGCUAUGGACGCGCACGUUCUUCACAACGGUGAUCAUCGAGACGAUCGCUACGGUUGCAAUCGAGUCAUGGGUCUUCAUCAGUAUAUCAGAUCACCUCUCCAAUCUCGGCUCAGAUGAUGGCUCGUUACGGCUUCGCUCUUUUCUCGGAUUAUACAUUUUCGCUCUCCUCUACGAACUUGGUCUCUCCUACGAUGCCUUGCGACGCAAAAAUACCUUCCAGCUGGUCGGAUUAUGCAUUUGUAAUCUGGGACUGUUUACCUAUGGGAUUAUCCAAAUCUGGGAAGUGAAAAAGACGAUCAAGAGUCUUGCGACCAAUAGUACAAUCAGUCUGGAUCUGUUCGAUCAUUAUCAUAUCGAGCUAAUGCUUGUUCCGAUGAUAUUGGGAGUUGCGGCGAUUAUCAUGAUGGGAGUGACGUGGAAAUUGCGGGCGGAAUUCUCGUGGUCGAUUUAUAAAAACAUCAGUGCCGAUUUGCAGAUGAAUCGGAGGUAUUAUGUUUAUCAGGUAUACAUCGCCUUGCUGAAAUUUGACUUUUUCUUCAUCUUCGGAAGUCAACUUCAACUCCUUCUCGCCAUGGGUCACAUCGAUGAUGAUUUCAUAAUUAACGCCGCCAUGGUACCCAUUGCUAUCCUGGCACUCUUUUUGGCUGCAAGAUUCGCUCGAAAUGAAAAGACUAAAUCCAUGUCGAUUCCUGUAAUCUUCAUCUGCGGUCUCAUUGCUAGUGAGAUAAAUACGCUGUACAAAUUGUAUACCAACAGCACCGAUGGGCUGGGAUCCUACAAAGUCUCUUUGGGCCUGUUCUCCUCAAUAGCUAUCUUGUUGAUGGCCUGCACAAUCAUCAACUCGAUUAUGUGUAUUCUCAACUUCAACAAGGGUUUGAAAGAUCACAUUGAUCAGCUGAGGGGAACCAAGCCAGCUGUGGACGUUGAAGGCGACGCGGCCAUGGUUCAAAGUCACGCUUUGUACUGA